Messenger RNA from Melitaea cinxia (Glanville fritillary), 2912 nucleotides. RefSeq names its product post-GPI attachment to proteins factor 6. Gene Ontology annotation, cellular component: plasma membrane. Bases 403 to 2799 code for a protein of 798 amino acids. The transcript is spliced from 4 exons. NCBI's taxonomy places the organism in Eukaryota, Metazoa, Arthropoda, Insecta, Lepidoptera, Nymphalidae. The record is from RefSeq and is a predicted model, not a curated record.
CUGUAGCUACAAUGUGUGUGAUUUGAUUUUAUGAUUUUUAUUUUUAUUAUUUUCAUCUCUUUAUGUGUGGGACUUUAUAAUUUUUUUAUCUUAAAUGUCAAAAUUGACGAUAUCAGAAUUCAUAUACAAAAUCAAUACAAAAUUACAACGUAGAUUUAUUAUAAUUGAUUUAUCAUUGAUAUAAAGUCUGUGCAGAAUUCUACACAAUGUCAUUGUCAUAACUGUCAUAUCUUCAUGGACCAAAAACAGUGAUGGUCUAUCGAUCAGUACCGUCCGUUUUCGAAAAAAAAAAAAAUAGUAAAAUAAAUUUGCCAAUCCACUAAAUUAAAAAUUAAACCUUAGUUUAAAUGAUUAAAACACGUAAUUAAAAAUCUACGGCAACGCAGUCGAACUUAGUGAAAAAUGAGAAGCGUUUAUUUAGUAUUAUUUUUGUUUUCCUAUGUGAUCAGCAAUAAUGAUAAAGAAGCAGAAAUUGAGUUCAAAAAGAAAAGAAUAAUUGAGCAAUUGUCUAGGACUCGACCGGUGAUCAUAGAAGGGUAUCAAUUGGUAACUAGGCAUGUUGGAAUAGACGUGUACAUGUACAGGAGUUAUCGCACUGUUUCGGUUGUUUUUUAUCCUGUUGCGAACGAUAUCAGUGAUGCACAAUUCACGUUUCAGUCGGAGGAACUGCACUUGAACAAUAUAGGUUCAUGUAGUCCGCGUGAAGUGAUAAUACACCUAAAAUAUGGAUCCUACCCAGUCGUAAAUCCGGACGGAUAUCCGUUUCCGAAAGAUUUCAUUAAUGCGGAUAGCAGAGAAAGUAUGUACACGAUAGAGAUACUCUCUGACGGUAAAAAUAUAUCGUUUUCAAUACAAAAUCCGAAACCUGGCAUUUGGUAUGCCCUGGCUUACAUUAAGUGGGAGGAUCCGAGAACGCAAAAAGUUGAACAAGAAGGUUUGGUUGCAGACUGUCAUACAAUUUUGUACACCGAUCUACAAGUGAAAGCAGACGACACUUCCCAAUACAUCAAUUGUUAUAAACCGCUGACAAUAGAUUACGAAUCUUUACCAAAAAUUUUCAAAUGUAAAUCUGAAGAUAAUUUGGAACCACUUAAGCUUGAUUUAAAUAUUAAUAUGACUACAGUUCCAAAUAAAAAUAUCACAGUGCGAGUGCAAUCUGAAUCAUCUCCGACCGAGGAUAACUUUAUACUGUACUGUGUUUUCAAUCCCAGUGUAAAUAAAAACCAGAUCGUAACAUUCCACUCUUACCCAAAUGCGGUACACUUUAUCAACGUGGAUCUAUUAGAUGGAAACGCGUCUAAAAUAGCUGAUUGUGAUUCAUACGCCAAAGAUUUUGAUGAUGUGGAUAAUCAAACCCUAGCAACUCUUAUGCGUGAUGAUAAAGACAGGUUUUUCGCGUUCGACUAUGGACUGCCAACGACUGAUUUGCAAGAUGUCACUAGUUUAGUAAAUUUGACCUCCAAUGAGAUUAAAUCAUUCAGAUUUGAUAUCAACCAAUUUAUAGAUAUAGGUGGAAGUUUGACCAUCGAAGCAAGCGUUCUAAUGAGCUUGAAAUAUUAUAUGGGAUAUAAACGAGAACUCAAGAAAGGAACGUUAUUAGGAUUUACAGAAGACAAUCAAUUCUUUAAAGUUGUGGUGUGUUUGGACGUGAGUCAUUCAAGUAUACCGUUACAAUCGGGGCAUUGCAAGUUCAACGACCGUGUAAAACCAGCGCUGUUUGUCUUGAAUAGUACGGAUUCUGAAUCUAUAUAUGACAAAAUUAUUAUUCCGUUUCCGGAAGGCGCGACAUGGUAUCUCACUUUCCGAUUGUUCUGCGAUAAUGUUGUUUGUCCUUGUCGCACCUCGCACAAUGGCACGAAGUAUUACGUCGACACAACUGAGAAUUCCGAGGAAAUUGACAGUACCAUGUUUUCCAAUAUAACUAGGGAAGGUGAGACAGAAUGUAAUACGACUAUUGUAUUGUCUGUCUCAUCGAAUUCAUGUGUUAACGGCAGGUGCAGUAACCAUGGAAACUGCGGAAUUAAUACGUUUAGUGGACUUGUGAUGUCAUUUUGUUCCUGUUUAUCUGGCUAUGGUGGUUGGGAUUGCUCAGACGAUACAAGGGUCGAUAGUCACUUCCACAUGUUACUCGCAGUUCUUCUCCUAACGCUAAGUAAUCUUCUCUUCAUUUUGUCAAUUUACGUAGCGACUAUCCGGAUGUACUUCGUGGAAGCAGUAAUGUAUGCCUUUACGAUGCUUUUCUCGACUUUUUACCACGCCUGUGAUGCCCCCGCCCAAAUCGCCUACUGCAUCAUGAGAGGUAGUUUGUUACAAUUCGGUGAUUUCUAUUGCGGUCUUAUGUCCUUUUGGGUAACUCUUCUAGCGAUGAGCAUAAUCAAUCUAAAACUACGUUCAUUCCUGCAGAUAAUCGGUGCCAUAGUAGUAGCUUUAUUGACAACGUGGAAUAUGCAUUCGAUCGUGGCAUUCCUGUUACCCGUCGCAUUUGGUGCAUUUAUAUGUUUAGUUAGUUGGUAUACUGAUUAUAGAAAGACGAAAAGAGCCCAGUUUCCCAGAUCCUAUUAUACGACGUACAUGCCAUUAGGUCUCGCUUUAGUAUCGGCAGGUCUCGUUUGCUACGCGUUUCUGCAAACAGAACAGAAUUAUAAAAUAGUUCACUCAUUGUGGCAUAUGAUAAUAGCUCUUAGCGUUGUGUUUCUACUGCCUGAUAUUAAAAGACGUAACGUAAAUCCAUUUCUACCGGAUAGGCAAUUAUAUCCGUCGCCAUUUUGGAGAACUUUAAAUAGGCGGGAAGAACCGUAGAGGCAAAUUUAACGAUGGAAAGAUACUAAAAUUAAAAUAUAGAAUUUUCCAAGGUAUCCAUAAUAAUUAUGAGAUAUUUCCGCGAAAUUAUUAAAAUAUUAAAUUAAAACAUC